AUGUUCGUUGUUGGUGUAAUUCUGGGUGCGGUGUGGUAUGCCACGGCGGCGGAUACGAAGAGCAACGAAGAAGUUGCCAGAGAUAAGCAAAUUGUCAAGCUGCAGAUCGAACGCCGCGAUACUUUAAGACAAAUGCUCAAGGCCACGAAAGCCAGUUACGAAGCCGGUACGACGACCGUUCAGGCUGUGUUGAGUGCAUAUCAAGUCGAAUUGGAUGCAGAGUUGGCGGUGGCCGACGAUAAUGCUCACCGGGCACGCAUCCUGGAAGAACAGGUGAAUAGCUUGGUGGCGUUCGAAGACCGAAUCGUGAGUUUGCACAGGCAGCGAGCCCAUGGCGGGGGCAUCGAAGCGCUGCUAGCCACGCACGCGGCUCGCCUUCAGGCUCGAGUUCGGUUUAUGCAACAGAUUCAACCGGACCUGCUUUGGAUUGGGAAUGCCGGGGAUCUGCGUGAUCCAAGUGCGCUGCACCGCUUAGGAAUUGUGGCAGCUGUGGAUGUCGCAUUUGAAGAACCGAUUCCCAAAUUGUCACGAGAGUUGAUCUACUGCCGCUUUCCGCUCAUUGAUGGUGGUGGAAACGAUCGCUCGGUCUUGCUGCAGGCUAUUCGGACUACGUCUGAAUUGAUUACCGCGGGAAAGAAGACGCUUGUUGCCUGUAGUGCAGGAAUGUCGCGAUCACCCUCGAUCGCUGUGUUUGCACUGGCAAGUUUCCUCAAGAAAGAUCCCUCAGAACUGGCAACAGAGCUCUCUAAUGAGGCGGCACUUGAGCUGAACGGCAGCCUGUGGAAAGAGCUCGCGGAGGUAUAUCCGACAACCGUGUCUGCUGGCAAUCUUUCGGUCAAUCAUCUGAUCGACGAAUUCGCGAAGCUGCCGGGCAUUGGCAAGAAAACUGCUGAGCGACUGGCCUAUCAUGUGCUUCGCGUGCAUGCCAACGAAGCAUUGGCACUCGCUGAUGCAAUUCGGCAGGUAAAAGAAAAUGUCCGCCAUUGCAGAGAUUGCUAUAAUUUGGCCGAGGGCGAACUGUGCGACGUUUGCCAGGACCCCGCUCGCGACCGCACGCUGUUGUGUGUGGUCGAGCAACCCCGCGAUUUGAUGUCCAUCGAACAGGCGGGCGCCUAUCGUGGGCUGUACCACGUGUUGUUGGGGCGAAUUGCACCGUUGGAAGGAAUUGGGCCCGAGGAUCUGACGAUUGCCGGGCUUGUAAAGCGGGUGCAGACGGGGGCGUUUCGUGAGAUAAUCAUGGCGACCAAUCCCACCAUCGAAGGUGACGGCACAGCCCUGCAUAUCAGCAGCCUUUUGGGGGAGACGGACGUCGAAAUCACACGAUUGGCGCGAGGGUUAACCACCGGUAGUGUGCUAGAAUUCGCUAAUAGAGAGAUGGUGGCAGACGCCAUGACCGGGCGGCAGAAAUUUUAG
Cladocopium goreaui is the source of this 1413-nucleotide messenger RNA. The record is from the annotation of a GenBank genome assembly. NCBI's taxonomy places the organism in Eukaryota, Dinophyceae, Suessiales, Symbiodiniaceae.